AUGUCAUCCCAAAACCUGCACGCCUUGAACACCUCAUCUACACCAGCGAUGGCACCACACGAUCCGAUCCAAGUACCAAACACACCAGGAUCCUGCGCUCUACGUCUCGAAAACCUAGAGCAACAAACCUCCACCACGAAAGGCGAAUUGAUGGCAUCAAUCGCGGCCGACAUCUGCGCAACAUUCAUAAGCAUCGCAAAGUACUCUGAAGAAGGCACACUACAAGCGCAACACACAGGCGUGAUCGACAACGUGAUCCAGACUAUCCGCGACACGGACGUGAAGCAUCGGCACUUGCUUGAUCGACAGGUACACGGACUCCGCAAAGAGAGGAAGUGGAUCCGGAAGAGGUAUUCGCGAUUGGCUGGACAGGCGGAUAGGCUGGGUCGCACGUAUCAGACCAAGGUGCGGAAGUUGACUAUUUCGCUACGAGAGGCGCGGGGAGAGGUGGCACGUUUACAACGUGAGCGGGAUCUGCUGCGGGCUUGCUUGAAGAAGAAUGAGGCCCCGAAUGAGAAUGCUGAUGGGGAGUUUGAGGUUGAGGCGGGGGAGGAGAUCGAUGCAGAGAAUGAUAUUGCGGAGGGCGAAGAGGAAGCUGCGAUUAAGGUAGAUCUUUGA
Molecule: messenger RNA, 618 nt
Organism: Penicillium concentricum
Lineage: Eukaryota; Fungi; Ascomycota; Eurotiomycetes; Eurotiales; Aspergillaceae
Exons: 1
Coding region: 1-618 (205 amino acids)
Source: RefSeq, a predicted model, not a curated record